Bubalus bubalis (water buffalo) is the source of this 5454-nucleotide messenger RNA. It is a transcript of the gene CORO2A, whose product is annotated as coronin 2A. The transcript is spliced from 12 exons. Gene Ontology annotation, molecular function: actin filament binding. Gene Ontology annotation, biological process: actin filament organization. Bases 919 to 2691 code for a protein of 590 amino acids. The record is from RefSeq and is a predicted model, not a curated record. Lineage: Eukaryota; Metazoa; Chordata; Mammalia; Artiodactyla; Bovidae.
CUCGCUGCCCAAGGAACUCUCAGGAGUCUUCUCCAGCACCACAAUUCGAAGCCAUCAAUUCUUUGGCGCUUUGCCUUCUUCACAGUUCAGCUCUACAACAGUACGUGACUACUGGGCAGGUAGUCUUCAUCAAAUGGGUCAGCGUUAGGGGGAUGGAAGGGGCAGGGGGAUAAGCACACCUACACAGCAUCUCUAGGCAGAGUCCCAGGGUGUGUCUAUUGCAGAGCCCUCCAAUGGCCUCCCCACUGGUCAUAUGUCUAGGCCCCCCAGAAAGGUCCCUGGCAACCUGCCUGUCCCCAAACGUGGUCCCAGCCACCCACUAUCAUGGCACAGAGGGGUAAAAGGCAGAUACACGGCUGGGAGGGCACAGCCACUGGAAUCUGGGAAGACUUCCCAGAGAGGGACGUCGGUACCGGCCCUGGAAGGAAGGACAGUAGGAGGUGAGGGAAGAGAACUCCAGGCAGAGGGGACAGCAUGAACAAAGGCACAGACGUGUGACAGUGCAAGGGGGUGGGGGAUGCACCAGUUACUGGCCCUGGCAUUAGGUGAAUUAAAACGUUGAGGUGAAUUAACACUUACUGACCCACGUACUGUUCUAGCUCCUAGAGAUACACCACUAAACAAAGAGCUCUUCACAAGAGAGGUGGUGUGGUAGUGUAGUUAGAAGCUUGGGCUUGGGAGCCACUCUGCCUAGGGUUGAAUUACUACCUGUGUGAUCUUAGGCAAACUACUUAACCUCUCUGUGCCUUAGCUUCCUCAUGUGUAAAAUAGAUGAGUAACAGGUAACCUCAUGGGUUUGUGUGACGUAAACUAUGGUGAUGCAUUGAAGGUGCCUAGAACUGUGCCCGGCUCAUUAAGGGCUGGCUGACGGUAUUCCUAAAAGGCUGGACCACCCCCAUCUCUGUCCCAGUGCCUAGCAUGCAAAACCCCAUAGCAGGCGAGAACGGGCAGCAGCGCCCCCUCCUGGCUGCAGAGAGAAAGAAGGGCGUCCUCCGGGUCCUCCCCGCCCUCUUCCUGCAGGCGGACAGAGAAGCCUCAGGAAUUACUCCACCAGCCCAGGUUCAACGAGCGCUGCUCCUGAGGCCGGCUCUGCGCACGCACUUCACCAGGCGGAUGUCAUGGCACCCCCAGUACCGGAGCUCCAAGUUCCGCCACGUCUUUGGCAAACCAGCCAGCAAGGAGAACUGCUACGACUCUGUACCCAUCACCCACAGCGUCCAAGACAAUCAUUUCUGCGCUGUGAACCCCCACUUCAUUGCAGUCGUGACUGAGUGUACUGGUGGGGGUGCCUUCCUCGUCAUCCCCUUGAACCAGACAGGAAAGUUGGACCCCCACUACCCGAAGGUCUGCGGGCACAGAGGGAAUGUCUUAGAUGUCAAAUGGAACCCUUUCAAUGAUUUUGAGAUCGCCUCCUGUUCUGAAGAUGCCACGAUUAAAAUCUGGGACAUCCCCAAGCAGCUGCUGACCAAGAACCUCACAGCCUUCAGGAAGGAGCUGGUGAGCCACGCCCGCAAAGUGGGCCUGGUGGAGUGGCAUCCCACAGCUGCCAACAUCCUCUUCAGCUCUGGCUACGACUACAAGGUGAUGGUCUGGAACCUGGAUUCAAAGGAGUCUGUAAUCAUGAGCCCCGUGAAGACAAUUAACUGUCACCAAGAUGUGAUCCUCUCCAUGUCCUUCAACACCAACGGCAGCCUGCUGGCCACUGCCUGUAAAGACCGCAAGAUUCGGGUUCUAGACCCCCGAGCAGGGACUGUCCUUCAGGAAGCCAACUAUAAAGGGCACCGGGCCAACAAAGUGCUGUUUCUGGGAAACCUGAAGAAGCUGCUGUCCACAGGCACAUCCCGGUGGAACAACCGGCAGAUGGCCCUUUGGGACCAGGAUGACCUCUCUGUGCCUGUCACAGAGGUGGACCUCGAUGGCUCCUCAGGUGUGCUAUUUCCCUUCUAUGAUGCGGACACCAACAUGCUCUACGUGGUGGGAAAGGGAGACAGGAACAUCCACUACUAUGAGAUCAGUGCCAACAAACCUCACCUGAACUACCUGACGGAAUACCAGUCCUAUAAUCCACAGAAGGGGAUCGGUGUUAUGCCAAAGAGAGGUCUCGACGUGUCCUCCUGUGAGAUCUUCCGUUUCUACAAGUUGAUCACAACCAAAAGCCUCAUCGAGCCCGUAUCCAUGAUUGUACCCCGACGGUCAGAAUCUUACCAAGAGGACAUCUACCCGCCCACGGCCAGUGCCCAGCCCUCUCUGACAGCCCAGGAGUGGCUCAGUGGGAUGAAUAAAGAGCCCGUCCUGAUGUCCCUUAGGCCUGGUGCCGAGCCUCUGAGCCCGCAGCCUCUGCCCUCAGAGAGAACCCUCUCCGUGCCCACGGCCCCCACCUCGCCUCAUCUCUUCAACCAGACAGAAAGCCUGGUUGCAGAGGAUGGCCGGAGGCCCUUCUCCCUGCUAGAGGAGAAGGCGCCAAGGUGGGCGGCAGAACACAGACAGGAGGAGAAGAAAACCUGGCUUUCCGAUGGCUUUGACAUCUUCGAAUGCCCCCCACCAAAGACAGAGAAUGAGCUGCUGCAGAUGUUCUAUCGGCAACAAGACGAGAUCCGAAGGCUCCGGGAGCUGGUGACCCAGCGCGAGGUCCAGGCCAAACAAUUGGAACUGGAGAUCAGAAACUUGCGUAUGAGCUCACCGAGGCUCUGAACAGAGUCCUCUGCCCUCCUCGCCCUCAGGGACACCAGUCGGCUCCAUGAGGAGGUCCAGAAUCAAACCACAGGUCCUCCGAGAACAGCUACUAUUUCUAUAUUUUUUACCAGAAAUGAAACUCUUCGUCGCUGAAAGAUUCCAGUGGGACCUGCUGCCGAUUUUCCAUUUGCCUUCUUAAAACAAUGGUGUCUGAAUUGACUCUUUUUAGAUGAUACCUUGCCUUCGGUUUACUUGUUUUGAAGGGUCCACGAUAAUUUCUCAAGGGGAAAACAAUGCUGUACAAAGUUAGAGCUGGAAGGACCUAGGAGGUGAAGCUGCCUCUGGUUUUCAAGCUGUGGUUCAUAGCAAGGCAGGGUGGGGAAGAUUAAGCCAGGAGGGCUGUUUUGUUUUGUAACAUUGGCUUUUAUGGAAUACAUAAUUCUCCUACUAAAAAUUAGAAGUUUGCAAAGAAGUGGCAUGGUCCAGCUUCUUUAUUUCAUAGGUGGGGAAACUGAGGCCCAGAUACAGGCAGGUAAUCAAGGUCCCCAGAGAAUCCAUGGCUGGGCUGGGCUGAGCUCCUGUUCUCCUGGGUCCAUCUGCUGUUUGCGAGGCAGCACAUGUGCUGUUCUCAGCCCACAGGGCAGGAAUCCAUUGGUUUUGGCCUCAUCUGUGCCCCUGACUUGCUCUGUGACCUCUCAGAAGUCAUUCGCUCUCUGGUCUCACUUUCUCCAUCUGAGCAAGGAGGCCCCUGGAAUGUGCUGUCCUUUAGAGGAUCUGCCACCUGAGAUGAAAAAACCUUGGCCUUGACCUGAGGAAAGCUACUUUGCAGGGUGAUGAUCUGGGUUUGCUGCAGGAACUCAAACGACAUAGGGGCAGAGGAAGUUUAAUUUCCAGGAAGUAAGUCAAGGUUCCGCCUAAUGGUGGAACACAGACAGAAGGCCAUCCUCUCUCCCUUCAACCAGAAUCAGCCAAAUAUGUGUAGACACUGUCCCUUAGGUGGGGAUGCAGACAGCAGAGUGGUGCCCGUGACCACUGACUGCCACCACCAAAGCCCUGAGGUCAUAGAGCCUGCCUCCUCCAGGAUGAUGUAGGUAGAGUUCAGCCCAAGGUAACAGAAGAGGUCCCCAGGAGGUGGGGAGCCCCCGCCCUGGAAGUGUGGCAGGAGAGCCCCAUCGGCACCCACCCAGGAGGGCUUCUGGGGAAGGAUGACCCUGACUUCCCUUCCAGACUGACAGUUUUUCUGUGUCUCUCUAUUGUGUAUUCUAAGCCCUUUCUCUAAGGUGCUCUCUCUCACAGUGGUCAGUACAACAAUGCAGCUAGAGGCAGGGAAUGCUGGAAGUUAAAUGUGCCCCUCCUUACCAAGGCUGUGCCAGCCAUGAGUUUUGCCCAAAGCACAGGGUGAUCCUGGAACUAAGAUGGGAACUGCAGGAGGCCACUCAGGCCUGGUAUGUUUCAACCCAGGCUGUACCUUUGAAUUCCUUUGGGAGCCUUCAGGAACCACAGAUGUACAGGCCCAACCCCAGACCACUGAUGCAGAAUCUCCAGAGUAGGGCCUGGCCUGGUAUAUGUUUUUUAAGUUCCCAGAUGAUUCUGCAACACAGGACAGAGACCCAGUGGACUGGUGCAUCUGUACCUAUUUUCAGUGAAGAUGAGGAUAGUGAGUGCCAGACAGGAUCUGGGACUCCAACCCCAUCUUCUAAGUCCAGGCUGAAAGCUCCUAAAAAGUAGGAAACAUCAUCCUGGGGGUCUCUGGGACCCCUGACUGCAGCACGAUGAAGGCUGUGUGCUCCUGAUGGCCCCCUUCCCCUUGCCAUGGCUGAGUCCCCUCAUUUGCCCACACACACACCACAUGCCCACGUUCCCUGUCGUGUUUACUAAGUUGCUGGGUUCUGCCAAGCUUGCCAAAGGCCGAAUCUCAGGCAUUGUCGGGGAAGCAGAGCUCCACUGAAUGGGGUUAUCUCCCCCCACCUCAUCUGUGACCAGCACUUCACAGUUUACAAAGCCCUCUCACCCCACUCACUGACCUGUCCUACUCUUUAAACAGGUGAGCUAGGCUCUGUUAUCCCCAAGUUCAAAAGGGAAUACCUAGCCUCAGAGAAUGAAGAAUCAUCAAGCCCAAGGCACAAGCUGAAAGACAGGAAGGUGAGGUCCUGUCUGGGGAGCUGCCCACAUGCCUCCUCCACACGGAGCCUUCCUGCUCAAGCUCUUCCCACCCCUAAGGGACCCGUACCUCGUGCUUAAAAACAAUAUGAAGGUAUCCAUGAACAAACUUCUUUUCCUUUUUUUUUUACAUCUACAAUAAAUUAUUUAAAUUAUUUCACAGCAAGGGAGAGGGAUAGGUAAUUUUUAUCAGAUAUUUUUUUAAGCCAUUUUAAAAAAAUUGUUUUUGUUCUUGGCUGAUGAAGUAGGACUUGCCCAGCAUUUGCAGGGCCCUCAGGCUCAGGACAAGCAGACUGUGUACUCAUCUCCUUACUCCAUACCCUAAGAACCCCCGACUCUUGACUCAGGAACUUUCUGAGAGUGAAGACAGCACUGGGAGAUGAGCUCUGGGGUGUAUCUACAAUCAUUUGAGAUUGUAUCAUAGAGGGAAGCAGGAAGUCAGAAAUUGAGCUAUGCUUUUAAUACAAAACCGUGCCUGAAAUCCUUUGAUUGUUUUAAUAUUGUUUCUGAAAUUCCUUGUACCUUUAUAAAAAAAAAAAACUAAAAGUGCAAAUAAGUAGAUGUGGAAUUGUGCAAUGGAAAGAAGGUAACAAAAUAAUAAACAUCUGCCUAUACAUUUUA